AUGCGGUUCCAAGUUCACCUUGCAGUUGCCUUCUCCUUGUCCUCGAUCCCAGGUACCUUGGGUCACUAUUUUUUCCCGUACUUUAUCCACAACGGCAAUGUCACCGAGUACUACGAGUAUGUACGUGAAGACACGCAGGGCUACAUGCCCUGGAAAGGGAACUACAACAACGACGACUUCCGCUGCAACACGGGCUCUUUCCAGUACGCCAGUCAGACCGACGUCAACAAAGUGAAAGCAGGUGACCAGAUCGGGUUCGGCACAGACUUUGGCGCUUUGAUCGAACACCCCGGUCCUAUGCAGGUGUAUCUGUCAAAGGCUCCAGGAGAUGUUCAUGAUUAUGAUGGCUCCGGUGACUGGUUCAAGAUUUGGGAGCUCGGCCCGACAUCUUUUGGCAAUGAUGGCAUUCAAUGGGGUGUGACUGGUAGGUCGGACUUUACCUUCACCCUGCCAAAGGAGACUCCUGCCGGUCAAUAUCUCGUUCGGAUCGAACACAUCGCGCUUCAUGGGGCUGGGGAGUUUGGCGGUGCUGAAUUUUAUUUCAACUGCGCACAGAUCGAGGUUGAGAGUGAUAGCACGGAAACUCCGGGUCCAGUCGUCAAAAUUCCCGGUGUUUAUACUGGAUAUGAGCCUGGUAUUUUGUUUUACAUGUACCGCGACUAUUGGAGGAACUAUACCAUGCCUGGUCCCAACGUCUGGCCACUCAGUAUCGGUAGCUCCAUUUACGCUGAGGGCGUCACUGGCACGCCCACGGGCACUUGGUCGGCCCCAGCUGUGACUCCUAUGAUUGGGUCUGCAACGGCCACAUCUAGUAGCCAAGUCCAGUCUGGAUACUCUACCCCGUUGGCUGCGUCGCAGAGGGCCCAAUCUCCCUCUAGCAGUGUCUCCGCCAUGCCUGUGGUGACAUCUGAGGCUGCAGCCGAGACCACGCCUGCCCUGAGCUCCUCUACUCAGAUCAUCGAUGGCAGUUGUGGGACAGUCACGAUUACUACCACCACCACCGUUUCUGAAGAUUCUCUUACCACGACGGCGAGUGGUUGCAUUCCUGAUAGGAUCACGACUACAACCACAGUCACGGUCUUUCCAACUGGUAAUUAA
Messenger RNA from Penicillium cataractarum, 1098 nucleotides. Its product is annotated as lytic polysaccharide monooxygenase auxiliary activity family 9 protein. The transcript has a single exon. The record is from RefSeq and is a predicted model, not a curated record. The coding region runs from base 1 to 1098 and encodes 365 amino acids. Lineage: Eukaryota; Fungi; Ascomycota; Eurotiomycetes; Eurotiales; Aspergillaceae.